AUGUACUCGCGCAACCCGAGUCUCUUCUUCUCAGACCUUCCCACGGGCCUCUUGUCGGGUCAAGACAACGACGUCGGGGAGCGCGACGCGACACCCGAAGCACGCGCGCCACCGUCGUCCAAGCUGCGUAUUGCCCAGCUUAUUAAGGCGCAACAAGGCCCGUGGAAGCGGCCAGAGCGACUCGAGCGCGACGACGCCCCACCCCCGUCGUUCCCAACCCUGGCCGAGCUCGCCGCACGGAAGAAGCAGCCGCCAAGCAUGGAGACGCACUCGCUGGCCGCCAAGCGCAGAGUGUAUGGCGUUGGUCCCAAGCCAGCGCUCAAGUAUGGCAAAGCGCCCUUGGCAGCAAUCAACACGGAGCAUAACGACCUCGAGCACCUCCGCAACACCAUGCAUCGCGUCGGCAAGAAUCUUCCGAUUCAGUUUUUAAAGGCGUCCAAGCACACGGAUUUCGCCAAGCGCAUGGCCACCGAGACCGUCGUGCGCAUCGUAUCAGCCAACUUUGAGCACGCGCGGCGUCGCGCCUUUGGCAUGUGGCAGACGUUUACAGACGCCCACCGCGCGCGCGAGCACGCGUUCAAGCGACAUCGUCUCGAACAGCUCGCAGGUUUGGCACGCAUGUUGUUUUUGCUGCAAACCAAAGUUGAGCACCGCUCUCGAUACAUCCUAAGCGCCUGGGCGGCCGAAGCUCGAGCGCGGACGCAUGCUAUUCAUACCUUCCACGCGAUUCAAAUCCAGUGCGCGUGGCGACAAGCCAUGGCGCGACGGCUCCGCCACCGUCUCUACUGCGCCCACUUAGCUGCCUGCCAGCGACACAGUGCCAUCCACUCGCAGCGGUACGACGACGACUCUGUCACAUGCAUGAACGGGUACCGACAUCGACCUAGAUUGGUGCGCGGCUUUCUGGCGCGGCGUGAGGCUUCUCGGCGCCGAGUCGCCAAGCAAGAGAUCAUGGCAGCCACCAGAAUCCAGCGGGCCUACCACAAUCAAGUGCUCUACCGCGCGUAUCGACGCCAAAAACAGAGUCGCGCGAGUGCGUUGCUCCAGCGCGUCUACCGCGGGCACCAUGGCCGCGGCGUCGCACUCGCUCGUCGUGCUGCGCUCGCUCAGGAGGCCACGACUUACGUCCACGAGCACGUGCUUCCCGCCGCCUGCGCCAACGCAUCUCGACGAAUCGUCAGCGCCCGCCGUAUCCAGCGCUGUGUGCGGCACGCGACCGCACGCACCAACUACGCCCGCGCGUAUCCAAAACUCUAUGCGCGCCGCCGGUACUUUCCUGCGUGUCGUAUCCAGGUACCUUUUUUCUAUUUUGUGCGUGGCGCAUUCAUACAAUUGAACUAG
Molecule: messenger RNA, 1341 nt
Organism: Saprolegnia parasitica CBS 223.65
Lineage: Eukaryota; Oomycota; Saprolegniomycetes; Saprolegniales; Saprolegniaceae
Exons: 6
Coding region: 1-1341 (446 amino acids)
Source: RefSeq, a predicted model, not a curated record